GGAAAAUUAAAAUCAACGGCUUAGAGUCAUCACUCAGCAAUCAGAAAGUCUGCGAUCAUACCCAACGGCUAUCACUUAAUUUAGUCAUCAAUCCUUGGCCUAAAUCUUGUAUUGUUGGAUGCUGCCUAGGGUUUUUCGCCAUUCCACUUCAAUCAUUUAACAAAAAUUAGACUCAAACAGCUGAAUUUGUCGACAAUAUGGCUGUAGUUGAAGAGUCGGAGGAGGAAUUUAAACCCCAGAAGAAAAAACCAGCUUCUGAAGAUGACAAUAGGAGAAAGAAAAUUACCCCUGGUAGUUUGAUGAAAGCUCUCAUACGGCCUGGAGCUGGUGAAAAAACACCUACUGAUGGUGAUCAGGUUAUAUAUCAAUGUACUAUCCGUACACUAGAUGGGGUGGUUGUUGAGUCCACCAGAGCGGAAUUUGGAGGCAGUGGCAUCCCAAAAAGGCAGGUUUUAGGGAAAAGCAAGAUGAUAUUGGGAUUGCUGGAAGGCAUUCCAACAAUGUUGAAUGGUGAAGUUGCAAUGUUCAAGAUGAAGCCUGAGCUGCAUUAUGGUGAGGGGGAUUGCCCUGUUCCAGUUGCUGAUAGCUUUCCCAAGGAUGAUGAACUUCAUUUUGAGAUUGAGUUGAUUGAUUUCUCUAAAGUCAAGGUUAUUAGUGAAGAUUUAGGCGUCAUAAAGAAGGUGAAGGAAGAAGGACAAGGUUGGGAACAACCUAGGGAACCCUAUGAAGUUAAAGCUUGGAUUUCAGGGAAGUCAGCAGAUGGAAAAAUAAUCUUUUCACAUACUCAAGGGGAACCAUUUUUCUUUACUUUUGGAAAAUCUGAGAUACCAAAAGGUCUUGAGAUGGGAAUUGGAACAAUGGCACGAGGAGAAAAGGCAGUAAUUUAUGUCACCAAGGAGUAUUUAUCUGAGUGCUCUCUGAUUCCCUCAAUCGAAGGUAUUGCUGAAAUCCACUUUGAUGUGGACUUGGUACACUUUGUCCAGGUGCGAGAUGUGCUUGGAGAUGGACGCUUAAUAAAACGCCGUCUCCGUGAUGGAAGAGGUGAAUUUCCAAUGGAUUGCCCUCUUCAUGACAGUCUGUUACAUGUCCACUACAAGGGGAUGCUUCUCAAUGAAGAAAAGACUGUUUUCUAUGAUACCAGAGUUGAUAAUAAUGGCCAACCGUUGGAGUUCAGAUCCGGGGAAGGCCUUGUGCCGGAAGGGUUUGAAAUGUGCACCCGACUGAUGUUGCCUGGGGAGAUAGCUCUGGUCACAUGCCCCCCUGAUUAUGCUUAUGACAAGUUUCCAAGGCCAGAUAAAGUUCCCCAAGGUGCUCACAUCCAAUGGGAGAUUGAGCUGCUUGAUUAUGAGAAGCAAAAGGACUGGACUGGUUUCAAUUUUAGAGAAAUAAUGGAUGAUGUUGAGAAGAUUAAGGGCACGGGUAACAGGCUGUUCAAAGAAGGCAAAUAUGAACUUGCCAAGGCAAAAUAUGAGCAUGUGCUAAGGGAAUUUAAUCAUGUCAAUCCUCAAAAUGAUGAAGAGGGAAAAGAAUUCUCAGAUACAAGAAAUUUGUUGCACCUGAACGUCGCCGCCUGCUUGCAAAAAAUGGGUGAAUUCAAGAAGUCAAUUGAAGCUUGCAAUAAGGUGUUGGACACCAACCCCGUUCAUGUCAAAGCUCUUUAUCGCCGUGGAAUGGCAUACAUGGGUGCUGGGGAUUUUGAAGAAGCUAGAGCAGAUUUCAAUAAGAUGAUGACCAUUGAUAAAUCAUCGGAGUCAACCGCAAAGGCAGCCCUCCUUAAACUUAAAAAGGAGGAGCAGGAAAUCCACAGAAAGGCUCGUCAACAAUUUAAGGGAUUGUUUGACAAAAAACCUGGAGAGAUUGCUGAGGCUGGUGGUCGGGAUCUGGGAGAGAAAGAGCCUGAUCAAAGCCAUGAUCGGGAUGCUUUAGAUGGUGAAAAGGAACAUCUUCUUGAGGCAACUGCUCCACCACCAGCACGCACCAGCUUAUGGUCCAGGUUAUGGCCUAGUGGGAGAAGACUUUUUACCAGUCUGGGAUUGGACAGAUGUACCAUAUUGUGACAUUGGAUCUGGAUCUGGAUCAUCCUUAUGAAGCCCAAAUCUCUUGAAAGAUUUUGUUUGUUGUUUUCCUGUUUCAAUUCGUUGUAUAACAUUCCUCGAGACUGCUGUCCAUCAGAAGGGGGAGAAUUAACAUAAUCAAAUCAUAGAAAAGUUAAUCAUAUAAACAGUGUCCUUCAAGGUGUUGUACCUUUUGAGUCAUUACAGUUCUUUAUGUCUUCUCUUUCCUCCUGAAAA
This is a messenger RNA of Sesamum indicum (sesame), 2291 nucleotides long. RefSeq names its product FKBP-type peptidyl-prolyl cis-trans isomerase family protein (gene PAS1). Gene Ontology annotation, molecular function: peptidyl-prolyl cis-trans isomerase activity; protein binding. Lineage: Eukaryota; Viridiplantae; Streptophyta; Magnoliopsida; Lamiales; Pedaliaceae. The record is from RefSeq and is a predicted model, not a curated record.